AAAUUAAUACAAACAAUGUUUUCCUUAGCUUGGGAUAUGAAGCCUGCAGAAUGAAUCAGUGUGCAAAGAAUUGCUGCCUAUGCUAUUGUUGUUCCUGUGCUACUAUAUAUUUUUCUACUUUAGGAAGACUAAUGUUUAAAAGAAUCUCCACUAUUUCUCAAAAGAUAAGGGCAACAUUGAGUGAAGACAUGGAAAGGGAAAAUACAACACUGCUGACAGAGUUUAUUCUCACAGGACUUAUAUACAAACCAGAGUGGCAAAUCCCCUUGUUCCUGGUGUUCUUGGUGAUAUACCUGAUCACCAUGGUGGGAAACCUUGGUCUAAUUGCUCUCAUCUGCAAUGACUCUCACCUUCAUACUCCCAUGUACUUACUCCUGGGGAAUUUAGCCUUUGUGGAUGCUUGGAUGUCAUCUACAGUCACCCCUACGAUGCUGGUCAACUUCCUAAUCAAGAAUAAAAAGAUAUCUUUCUGUGAAUGCAUCAUACAAUUUUUUUCCUUUGCAUUCAGUGCAAGCACAGAAUGUUUUCUGCUGGCAACAAUGGCAUAUGAUCGCUACAUAGCCAUAUGCAAACCAUUACUUUAUCCAGUGAUUAUUACCAACAGACUAUGCAUCUGGCUGUUAGUUUCAUCAUUUGUAGGUGGUAUGCUUCAUUCUUUUUUUCAUAUAGGUCUUUUGUUCAGAUUAACCUUUUGUAAUUCUAAUAUAAUACAUCACUUUUACUGUGACAUCAUGCCAUUGUUUAAGAUUUCCUGCACUGACCCUUCCAUUAAUGUUCUGAUGGUUUUUAUUACCUCUGGGUCAAUACAAGUGUUCACCAUAUUGACAGUUCUUAUCUCUUAUACACUUAUUCUCUUUACAGUCUUAAAAAAGAAGUCUGUACAAGGCAUAAGGAAAGCCUUCUCUACCUGUGGAGCUCAUCUCCUAUCUGUGUCUUUAUUCUUUGGUUCUCUUCUCUUCAUGUAUAUGCGCCCCAGAUCUGCUCAAGCGGAUGACCAAGACAUGAUGGACUCUUUGUUUUACUCUGUUAUCAUUCCUUUGCUAAAUCCAAUUAUCUAUAGUCUGAGAAAUAAGAAAGUCCUGGACUCACUGGCAAAAAAGUUAAAGAAAAAUGUUCAGAUCUCACACUAAUAUAUGUCCUCUUUCCAUUAAAACAGUUACAAAAUUAUGCAGAUAAAUGUAACUCUGUUUUGGUUAGUGUUCAAAAUUUUUGCAAUUACAAUUGCCCUAUGGUUUUAAUGACUUAAGGUGUUGGUACUAACAUACUCAUUAAAAAUGUGUAUAUGUAGUUUAAAAAAUACGAAUAAUGUUAAACAAAUACCAUGCUGGAAUAAUUAAAGCUGAAAACAAAUGAAAACAUUUUACAUGCUCCUAAAUUCUUCAAUGUAGCUUUAUAAAAUUAUUAAGCACUGAUAUAGUGUAGUUUCUCUGAACAGGACUUGAGUAGGAUGUCUUUGACAAUCUUACAGCUUGCGCAGCCUGAAGGCUCACAUCACAUUUAACUCUACAAAAGAGACAGGUUUAUAUUUGAGUGAAUAAAGGCAAAUCCCAAAAGGUCUUUCAUUUCACACUAUUCGGGAAGUGGUGAUUUUAACUUCUUGUGGGGGUUAAACUCAUGUCACAGAAAGAAAUAAACAGAAAUCAGAAAACAAUGAUUUAAAAAACGAGAAGAAAAAAAUGAGAAGGGAGUUAAGACAGUGAAGGUCAAACUGUAAGAUGAUGCUCUUAGCUCAGGAACCUUCCAUGAGUAAUGAGAAGAAGGAAGUUGCCUCUAACACUCUGACACCUUAAAAGGCACUUUGUAGCUGUGUUUGUAUGUUGUAGGCUACUCUGAAAAGCUUCACUAAUUCAGGAAGCUAAGAAUGUGAUUGCAGGAAAAUUGGAAUGGGUGUACAGAGGAAAAGAGAAGUGGUAGAAUAGAAAGAAAAUGUUCAAUCUUCCUAGAAUUUUUUUUUAAAUGAAGCUAGUAAGAUAAAAAAAAAAAAUUUCAGCAAAUAUAAUUUUGGGGGAUGUUUUGGUGAGAAUAGGGCUUCUAAUGCAUAUUACCAAAGUUCAAAUAAUAUUAAUAUACCAUGUCAUAAUACCCAGUGGGUCACUGGAAAAGACAUGAAAAAUAAGCAGAUUUUGAAUGAUUUGUUCCCCAAAAGUCCUUAAAUGUUAGCUUUCAUCUCACUCCCUACUUAAAGUAUAACUGGGCCAUCUUCAAGUCCCCUCUUUGUCCUCCUUUCUCAAUACUGAAAUCCAUACACUUUCUUAGUGACACACCAAAGCCCUUAACUAAAA
Messenger RNA from Phyllostomus discolor (pale spear-nosed bat), 2282 nucleotides. Its product is annotated as olfactory receptor 5H2-like. Gene Ontology annotation, molecular function: olfactory receptor activity; odorant binding; G protein-coupled receptor activity. Gene Ontology annotation, cellular component: membrane. Gene Ontology annotation, biological process: sensory perception of smell; G protein-coupled receptor signaling pathway. Lineage: Eukaryota; Metazoa; Chordata; Mammalia; Chiroptera; Phyllostomidae. The coding region runs from base 51 to 1130 and encodes 359 amino acids. The record is from RefSeq and is a predicted model, not a curated record. The transcript is spliced from 2 exons.